Messenger RNA from Filobasidium floriforme, 1651 nucleotides. RefSeq lists its product as uncharacterized. NCBI's taxonomy places the organism in Eukaryota, Fungi, Basidiomycota, Tremellomycetes, Filobasidiales, Filobasidiaceae. The record is from RefSeq and is a predicted model, not a curated record. The annotation marks the transcript as partial. The transcript has a single exon.
AUCGUCCCCAUCACAGUUCAACAUCAUCCGUCGUAACCCUUUAGCUACUUUAGUUAUUAUAGCUUCCGUCUUGCCACCCAUCGAUCCUCAGAAUCGCAAGCCACCUGGCUUCUCGUUCGACUAUACUAGUAUAUCGUUGACAGCAACGGUCACCAAUUUCGGCGUGGGCGUGUCAAAGGACCCUGCUCCUUCAUCCUUUCGAGACGGUCACGGUCGAGCGGCUUUCUACAAGCCUCUUUAUACACAGAGCUGAAAAGAUGGCAGAGCGACCCAUCUUGCCGACAGAGAUUCUGGACCUUGUCAUCUCAUGGUCGGAACGGCGGGAGCAAGUAGCCUUCCUGCUGCUCUCGGACACGUUCGGUCUGGCUGUCAAGCAUGUUUACCGGCGGGUACAUAAUAUCAUGCCCCAGCUUCAGCAGCUGACGGCAUCAUCAUCAGAAGCGGAAACCGAGCGAGCAAAGACAUACGGCGAGGCCGUGCGCGUCUUGACCCUUGGGGAUGCCGAUUUCGACUGUAUCAGGAGCGACAAAUACCGCGGACGGGCAGAAGAGGCCAUGAGGAUUCACCUCGAAGGGCAUCUGUCUGUGGCCAAGACUCUGCUACCCAAUCUGGAGCGCGUAUGGGCUCUCAAAUUGCCUUGGUGGGCACGUGUCCCACAAAACAUCAAAACUUCAGUGUGCCAAAAGCCUGACGGUGGCCUGCUCAGCGUGCUCGUGAAACCAAGCUAUGAAAGUAGCUUGGGGUCCUGCUUCGACACUCUUCAGAAGGUACUGCACCACGCUCCAGAGAUCCACCUGGGCGAGCCUCAGCAAAGUAAUGAACGAUUCUGGCUUCGUAGACAACUCUACAGAGAUCAUGAUGCCUGUUUCGCGCCGAUUGGGUUUCAUGACAAGCAUGGGGUCAUCAAAACACUUCGGUUGGAUAUAUACGAUAUCGGAUCAAGUCGCCUCAAUGACAUACUGUCAUGUUUCCCAAAGCUACAGGAGCUGGGGAUUGACUUGAGCGCAGGUGGCAGUGCACCAUAUCCGGAUGUGGUGCACAGCCAUGGCUCAGACCUGCUGCGGUUGUGGAUAUCAGCAAAUACGCUGGGCUGUCUCGAUGCCGUAUUGAAUCGAGACUUGCCCAGCUUGCGGCUCUUGCACAUCCACAUCAAGUCGGUCGCAAAAAAGACCAAAGACAUCAAAUGGGCUGCUUGCCUCACCGAUCUGGUCGUCCAUAUUGACUGGGAAUGCCGAAUCACGCCCGAGGAAUUGGCCCAGCGGUUGUGGAUCCGGGUACCCAGGAUGUGCAACAUCCAAAUCUUGUUUUAUGUUGGCGUCAUCCAUAAGGGACCAACAUCGAUCGACAAGGACGACUGGAUCGCGCGGUUCAAGGCUCUGCGUUUGGAGCAGAUCGAGAAAAGCCUUGGGCCGCCCGGCUUCUCGCUCGUGCCUCCUCCUCGUAGCAACGAGUCGGGCGAGUCGGAAUUCAGGUCGAGCGAAGUGCACCGGGUUGAUGCGGACCCGACGAUGGACGCAACGAGGAAAGCAGCAGGCUCGUCGCCCGAUAGCUAGCUAUGGCUGCUUCUGUAUAUAGGCUUUUUCCUUAUUCCCAAGAUUUUUGUUCCGGGCAAGAAGAGGUGGGAGGACAAUCACAAGCCUUCUGACAUCUG